UCCCUGAGAAUAGGAGCAGCAGCACCACCAGCGUUUUUGCCUGCAGGACCUGAUGCUCAUCCAUAUUAAACCGUCUGAGCUCAGGAAUCCGGCCAGAUCAUCUCCUUCUCCUGCUGCAAAGUUUAUUUUUAACCAGGAACUACCAGGACUUGGAUGGUGUGCGGACUGCCAGCGAGCACAUCUUUUAACGUAACUCCAUCUUCCGUCCUCCCCCCCUUUUUCGAGAAGGGUGGGGGGGGAGAGAGAGAGGAGGAGCGUUUUUAAAAACUUUUUAAAACGAAUCAUCCUUGGAUCCUUUUUUUUUUUUUAGAAAAAGCUGAGAUGAAGGCGCCCGUUUUAAGCUACAGUCUCCUCCCCGGCACCCGAAUUUCUGGAAUGACUGCUUCUUAGGAUAAGUAGGUAGUUUGGAGUCCAGGCCCAUUCCCUGCAUGCCUUCUUUCUUCAGAUCACGUUGAAAUGUAACAGGCCAUCCAGGAAAAGACACAUCUUUGUACAAAUAGCUUCAUCUUUUAAGACAAGAAGAUACUUAUAAAAAUACUGAGUUGCUGCUGUCUAUUGGUGCUCCAGCAGUCCCGGCAUUGAAGUGUGACGCUGCUGCAUUCAAUCAACUCUCCUCCGGCUGGGCCCAGCCAGUGCCAGCCCCUCAGUAGGGAAGGCUGGCUCCGGAAGACACCAGGGAAGAGGAAGAGGCUCAAAACCUUGAACUGCAACUCUAUGACAUCAAAUUCCCCCAGCAGCUUGGAAGGUUUGGACCCAUCUUCCAUUAACACCAUGAUGUCAACAGUAAUGAGUAUGGGGAAGAUUGCCGAGAAUGGCGGAAACUCACAGAACAUCAAGUCCCCCGCAAAAUCCUCAGGACCGAAUCGGAUCGGCAGGAGGAAUCAGGAAACUAAAGAGGAAAAGUCUUCCUAUACCUGUCCCCUGUGUGAAAAGAUUUGCACUACACAACAUCAAUUAACUAUGCACAUUCGACAGCAUAACACCGACACUGGAGGAACAGACCAUUCCUGUAGCAUCUGUGGAAAGUCUCUGAGUUCGGCAAGCUCCCUGGACCGCCACAUGCUGGUGCAUUCUGGGGAAAGGCCAUACAAAUGCUCUGUCUGUGGACAAUCCUUCACCACCAAUGGAAACAUGCACAGACAUAUGAAGAUUCACGAAAAGGAUCCUAACAGUACUACAAAUACAACUCCCACGUCUCCUUUGAAACGCAGGCGGCUCACCUCCAAAAGGAAACUGAGUCAAGGGGCUGAGGCUGAGAAGGAACUGACACCUGCGAAAAAGGUGGUAGACAAUUCUCAUUCGGGUUUGACGGAAAAGAAAUCAGAUGAAGUUUUCCACUGCCCAGUGUGUUUUAAGGAGUUUUUUUGCAAGUAUGGACUGGAGACGCACAUGGAGACCCAUCCAGAUAACUCACUGAGGUGUGACGUUUGCUGUAUUACCUUCCGUACUCACCGGGGGUUGCUGCGUCACAAUGCCGUGAUCCACAAGCAACUUCCUCGAGACCAGACGGGAAAGCCUUUCAUCCAGAACAACCCUUCGAUCCCUGCGGGCUUCCAUGAUUUGGGAUUCACCGACUUCUCCUGCAGGAAGUUUCCUCGCAUUUCUCAGGUCUGGUGUGAAACAAAUCUGCGAAGAUGCAUCAGUGAAUUUCACCGUUUUAUCUGCGAGACCUGCAACAAGGCAUUCCCCAUGCUCUCCGCACUGACACUGCACACUCGUACUCACGUCGGGGAUCAGGGGCACGACAAGCACAAACCCCAGCCCAAACUCCCAGCUGGCGAGAGCCCGGACCAGAAGGUCUUCAUGGCGUCCCUGGGCCUGCGAUCCACCAAAGACGUUCAGCCCGCCCCGCAGGAGUCAUCGACGUCAGAUGGCCUCCGUGCCCUCCGGCUCGAGACGCAGACGAGCCACCUACCUCAGGAACCUGGCAGCCACGCCCUGAUGAGCCUGUCAGCCCUGGACCCCUCUUGCCUGGGGAACUCGCUGACGGUCCUCCCGCCGACCAAGGAGGCGAUGAAGCCCCUGUCCCUGCAGCCCUUCCAGAAGGGCUUCAUCAUCCAGCCGGACAGCAGCAUCGUCGUCAAGCCCAUCUCCAGCGAGUCAGCCAUCGAGCUGGCCGACAUCCAGCAGAUCCUGAAGAUGGCCUCGGCCGUCCCCCCUCAGAUCAGUCUCCCGCCGCUCUCCAAGGCCCCCGCGGUGCCCAUGCAGUCCAUCUUCAGACACAUGCCCCCGCUGAAGCCAAAGCCCCUGGUGACCCCUCGAACGGUGGUGGCGACCUCCACCCCGCCGCCCCUGAUCAGCGCCCAGCAGGCCUCCCCGGGCUGCAUCAGCCCCGGCCUCCCGCCUCCCCCACUGCGGCUGAUCAAGAACGCGGCGGAGGCCGCCUCCAACUCCCUGCUGCAGUCCCAACUGGGGGCCCAGCCCCACGCGGCCGCGCAGCUCUUCCUCCAGCCACGGGCCGAGGCCCCCGGGCUGCCCGAGAUGAAGACGCAGCUGGAGCAGGACAGCAUCAUCGAGGCCCUGCUGCCCUUGAAUAUGGAGGCCAAGAUCAAGCAAGAGGUGACGGAGGGGGACCUCAAGGCCAUCAUCGCCGGGGCGGCCAGCAAGAAGACCCAGGCCAUGCGCAAGGUCCUGUACCCCUGCCGCUUCUGCGACCAGGUCUUCGCCUUCUCGGGGGUCCUCCGGGCCCACGUCCGCUCCCACCUGGGCAUCUCCCCUUACCAGUGCAACAUCUGUGACUACAUUGCCGCCGACAAGGCUGCCCUGAUCCGCCACCUGCGCACCCACAGCGGGGAGCGGCCUUACAUAUGCAAGAUCUGCCACUAUCCUUUCACCGUCAAGGCCAACUGCGAGCGCCACCUGCGCAAGAAGCACCUCAAGGCCACCCGCAAGGACAUCGAGAAGAACAUCGAAUACGUCUCCAGCAACGCCGCCGAGAUGGUCGACGCCUUCUGCUCCCCGGACACCGUGUGCCGGCUCUGCGGCGAGGACCUGAAGCACUACCGGGCCCUGCGGAUCCACAUGAGGACCCACAGCGGUUCCUGCCAGAAGGGCCACAAGCCCUUCGAGUGCAAGGAGUGCAGCACGGCCUUCUCGGCCAAGCGCAACUGCGUCCACCACAUCCUCAAACAGCACUUGCACGUGCCGGAGCGCGAGAUCGAGAACUACGUGCUGGCUGUGGACUGCGGUGGGGCCGCACCCCGGGAAGGACUGCCUCCUGACUCGUCGUCCUCGUCGUCGUCCUCCUCCUCCUCCUCCUCCUCCUCGUCCUCCUCCUCCUCCUCCUCCUCCGCUUCGGCCUCCGUGCUGCACGAGGGGGGCGGUAGGGGCGCCUACGGGGACCGCAAGCCCCUGGCUGCCUUCCUCGAGUCCCAGAACGGCUUCCUGCGCGGGGCCCCCCCGCCGCCUCACGUCUCCAUCAAGCUGGAACCGGCAAGCAACUUCCCGGUGGACUUCAACGAACCACUAGACUUCUCGCAGAAGGGCAAGGGCCCGAGCCUUGUGCAGGUGAAGCAGGAAAAUCCCUCCUUUCUCGGCCCCUACCCCCUGGCCCCCUACGACUGCUCGAUGGAGCCCAUCGAUCUGUCCAUCCCCAAGGGCGUCCGCCACGACAAGGUGGGGCCCCCGGCCCCCGGGGACUCCCGGAAGCCGGAGCAGGGCCCCGGAGGCAGCAACCCACCUUACGGCUGCCCUCCACCGCGCCCCAACCCGCCCGUGAGCUUCGGAGCCAGCGGGAACCUAGAGAAGCCUGUAACGGUGUCCGCCGCGGCCCCCACCCUCCAGCACCCGCCCCAGCCCCUGAAGGGCCCCUUGCACCUCGCCGUCCCCAUCGUCUCCCCGGCGCUCCUGAGCAGUGCAGCCCUGCUGCGCCCCCUGAGGCCCAAGCUGCCCCCUCCCCUCCUGCCAAAGCCCCCGCUGGCCAAGGAGCUGCCCCCACUGGCCUCCAUUGCCCAGAUUAUCUCCUCCGUGUCGUCGGCGCCUGCCUUGCUGAAGACGGAGGUGACCGACCCCGGCUUCGGCCUGGCUGUAAGCUCUGCGGGGCCGGAGAAGCCUGGGGCCACCAAGCCCAAGGGGGCUUCAGCCACCGCCGCCGCCCUGAAAGAGCCCGGGGACCCGCUCGCCCCCGGAGGCAGUCCCGGGGCCGCCUCCCCGGAGUCGGGACUGGCCGGCUCUUCUAAGAAGCGGGGGCGGAAGAAAGGGACCAAGAAUCGGGCCAGAGCCAGUGGCAGCGGGGUCGACUUGGAGUCGAGCGGCGAGUUUGCCAGCAUCGAAAAGAUGCUGGCCACCACCGACACCAAUAAGUUCAGCCCGUUCCUGCAGCCCGCUGACGAUCACGUCAAGGAGGAGGCGGCCGUCCCGGCCGUCGCCGACCGGAAGGGGGUGAGCGAUGACGACCAGGAUGGCCCCGACGGCAAGCAGCAGCAGAAGGGCAAGCGGAACCCCUCCGCCAACUGCCUGCAGAAGGUCACCUGCCCUUUCUGCCCCCGGGUCUUUUCUUGGGCCAGUUCCCUCCAGCGGCACAUGCUCACUCACACCGCCGAUAGCCAGUGUGAUCCAGAGAUGCCAGCCACGGGAAAUGAGGUAUUGGACCUGACCUCCAGAGAGAGAGAGCAGCAGCAGCAGCAACCAGAGUCAGCUGCUGUGCUCAGCCAAGAAGAAGAAGAAGAAGAAGAAGAAGAAGAAGACCGCCCUGCUGAUGGACAGGAGAAGCAUCAAGCUGAUUCACCUGAAGAAGAGGCUAUGGGUGAAAAGGAGGAAGAGGAAGAGGAGGAAGAAGAAGAAGAAGAAAUGGAGGACGAGGAUGAGGAGGAGGACGACGAGGAGGAGGAGGAAGGUUUGGAAGAGAAGGAUGAGGAUGCCGAAGGUCUAGAGGAUGACUCCUUCAGCAAUAAAAGCCUCGACCUCAAUUUUGCCAGCAAGCUAAUGGACUUCAAGCUGGCAGAGAGUGAUCAGAGCACGGGUGGCAGUGGCGUCUCUUCCCGACCCGAUAAGAAACAUGCCUGUGACAUCUGUGGAAAGAGCUUCAAGUUUGCCGGGACCCUGAGCCGCCACAAGAAGGCUCACACCCAUGAAGACAGGAAGAUUGAGAAGACCAGUGAGGACGAGAGCAGGAGUGGACCCGAGGGGACCUCAGACACCCUUUCUGGCGACCUAGAUCCCGAGCGGGAAGAGAGCCCCGUCAAUCUGAAAGUGGUGGAGUCCCCAGUGGUGGGCGAGGCCCCGGCUGGAAAGGAGAACGAGGAAAGCGAGAGUGUCUCAGAGGGGGAGAGCAUGGUAGAGAGGAAGUCCUCGGAGAAGAGUGACGAUGACAAGAAACCAAAGACCAACGGGACGAAAAGCGUCAGCAAGGCAGACAAGAGGAAAAAGGUCUGCACUGUGUGUAACAAGCGAUUCUGGUCCCUGCAAGACUUGACAAGACACAUGAGGUCCCAUACAGGGGAAAGGCCUUACAAGUGUCAGACCUGUGAGCGGACCUUCACUCUGAAACACAGCCUGGUCCGUCAUCAGCGCAUCCACCAGAAAGUCAAAAACACCAGGCAUCAAGAGAAGGAGAGCGACAAGGAGGAGAGGGGCGAGUACGACAGUGAGAACGAGUCCGCCCACAGCGGCACGAAUCCCAUCUCGGAGAAUGAGGGCGACUCGAACCCGGCGCCCGGCAGCCAUUCGGCCGGCCCGCGGAGCCGGAGGGAGGGCUCGGCCGGCGCGGUCAAGGAUCCGGCUCGCAAGGAGGAGAGGUCCGGAGGGCGAACGGCUGGCGUCGGCCUGGCUGAGCCGAGCAGGAAUGCACAGAAGCCAGCUCCUGGAGGGGGCGCUCAAGAGCAGGGGUCUCAGGGUAACCCUGAGGGCAAGAGCCCGUCAGGUUUCGUUCAGGACCUGCUGGGAGGGCAGAGCAGAAAGUCACCCACAAAUCACAUCCUCGCCUCCGCAGACAGUGCGUCUCAGCGAAUGGGGAUGGAAUGACUUGGUGGACUCAGCCCCGCCCUCCGUCCCCCCGACACAGACUAAAGCCAGCAGAGCAAAGUGUUUAGAAUUUGUAGCGCGAUGACCUUCAGUGACCUUCAGCUGUUCGGGGGGGGAGUGACAGGAAGAAACCAAGCAUGAGAGCAUGGCAGACUGCAUCUAGUGCCAUAGCCUUUUCAGUAUAAUGACGCAAGGGACUACAGUGUAUACUGAUAUGAGUGCCUUACUACUUUACUAGAUCUUUCGGUAUCCCAGACUUCCCCCCCCCCCCCCCGAAGAAAAAUGAUUUUAAAAUCACAAAUAUUUUAAUGAAUUAUUUGGAGAGGACCUUUUUUCAUUUAAGCAUUAAUGUUCCUUUUUUUUUUCCUUUUUUUUUUUUUGUACUGGUGUUGUGUGAGCUCGUUCUUGCGUCUCUGUGAUAGUCUCUGUUGUUUGUCCUCUGAGCUGGAACCAGAAAGACAAUGCCAUUGGAUACCCACAGCCAAUAACUGGAAGAAAACGUUAUGAGUUUCUUAUAAAAGUACUUAGAGGAAAUGUGGAUGAGACACUUAUUUCUCAAACAGACUUCUCUUUACAUUUUACUUUGCGGUGGUAACCUGGCUCCAGGUUUUCAGAGCUGUAGGUGAGGAAGGUAUUCAGGAUUGGUUCGAGCCAAAACCCAGGAAAGAUAUAACUAGUUUCAAUCUCAUACUUGUGUCCGCUCUUUGGCGUUAGAAAUUUUGUUCUUGUUCAUUUUUAAAAAAGACUUUCUUUCCUGACUUGAACAUACAGAGAAGAGUUUCUUUAGCAACUUAGCCUAUGGAAAUUAUGCACAGCUGUCAUAUAUGUUUGAUUUUCUUUUUUGCUUCAACAUAUGUAUUAUUAUUAUUAUUAUUAAUUAAUUAAUUAAUCAGUUCGCUAGUCUCUGCGGUCAGCAGAAACCGAUGGGCAAUAUUUGUCCACAGAGAUCUCCCACGCAGCUCGGAUCUCUGUGUAAAUGAUUGACUGCAGCUUUCACCAGCACGCUGUCGCUGCAGCUCUCUUCUACUGUACUUCAAGAAACCCUUCCACUGUGCCUGGAGACUUGGGCGGAGGCCGGCCGGCGGGCGUCACGAGUGGGCAGAGGAACGUCUAGGCGGAGCAGGGGGACGGGAGAGGACGAAAGGAUUCUCAGUGUGGGUGUCUGUGCCCGCACCCUUAGUGGAGGUGAGAGGCGUAGCAGGGGGCGGGAGGGCCCUCCCGAAGCACGAGGAAAGUGCCGCAGGUUGGGGUCGCGGAAGACGGGGCGGGGAUGAAAUCUGUUACUGGCGAGCGAGGGCUUCAGUCUUCCAGUUGGUCAGAAAGCAAGCCCGCCGGACGUGUUUGCCGGGCAGCGGAACUCUACGGUUGCCGACGACCUUCAGAUGCAAGCUCUAAUGAAACCGACGUACCUUUCUGCGGUUUUGGGUGGGUGCUGGAAGAUGAGCCGGGGCAUUUCCAGUAGCCUCUCGGUAGUCCAAACCUCCGGAAGCGGAGAUGCAAGAUUUUCAGCCAACAUCCCGUGGUCCACAGUGGAGCCCACUGUAACCACUAGCGUCAAGAGGUGAAGAAAAAUGUAUCCUACUGUAACUGGGCUUGUGGCAGCUCAGCAUUUUUUUGUCCUUUAGUCGUGAUCUCUAGGACCUAAGAGCCAUAGUGUUGCCAGGGACGCCCUGUGCCUUUCCACCACUUGAACUCCCUCUCCCCAUUCUCUUCUUAUGCCACUUCUUCCCCUCCUCCCCCUACACGCCGCCCUUUUCCCCUCUCUGCUUUCUGACCGAAGCCUCUUGUCCGAUUUUUUUUUAUUUUCUCUCUCUCUCUCUCAAGAGGUCGGGGAGGAAAGGGACGCUUAUGGCCCUGAACCCUCCCUCUAGGUGCGUGCAUAUGUAGGUAGAGAUUUUUUUUUUUUCCUUUUUACUCUGAUUUCUCACAAAUUUCCUGGAGGCUGAAAUUCAACUGCCCAAGAUUCAAAGGAAGAGAAAUGAAAGGAAAGUAAUAUCCUGCAUAUGAAAAGAAAAAAAAAAGGUUGCGGUAUAUAAGGUUUUGUUUGGGGGGUUUUGUUUUUGUUUUUUUUUUAUUCCAAAAAAAAAAAAAAGGUAUUGGGGAUGGAUGAACAAGUUUAAAAGCAAAAGGUUUUAUUCCAGAUUAAAAAUAAACGGAUGAGAACCAUUGAUUCCUUUUAUAAUUUUACCAGGUGUGGUCUACUUAAUUAUAAACCAGUUCACAUAUCCCUUAAUUAUUAUUAGUAUUAUUAUUAUUAUUAUUGGUGUGUGUUCCUUUUCCUUUUUUUUGGUUUUUUUUGUUUUGUGUUUGGUUUUGUUUUUUGGUUUUUUUUUGCAACUCUCCACACUAAACUGCGCAAUAUUGUGGGGGAGAAGCCAUUACUAAACUCUGUGCUGCAGUAUGAUGUAGCGAGUAAUCAAUUCCCAGCAGUGCAGCCGGGACAACAGCUAGCAAUAAUCACUAUUGAUUUAAAAAGCUUUAUUUAGCCUUAUCUGUAUCCUAGUAAUGAUAUGGUCUUGCCACAUUUUAUUGACAUUUUUAAUAGUUGAGUUUGACUGAGAAAUUUAUUGUUUGUUUGUUGGUCACCUACCCUUCCCCCCCAAUAUUAAACUGUGAAGUUUAUAAUGUGUUUAUACUAUGGGUGAAUCUUAGGCUUAGUUUGCAUGUUCAGCUAAUUUGUCUAUCUACAUUUUGUUUGAUUCUUUUUUCCUCUCUCAGGGCUUUUACAAAGAAAUGCAUCUUCUGAAAUGGUUGUGUCUAAGGUGCAAGUGUUUCAUUUCUUUUUUUUUUUUUAAAGUAAUGGACUUAACGCUGAGAAUUCAAUCACUACAUUAAACAACUUGACUGUGAAAGCAAUUACAGAAACGACCCUAAGGCCUGUUUUUAAUAGCUUUCGGGGUGCCUUCGUGACAGUCGAACGCUAGUUUCAAAAAAUGUUUCAGUAGUACGUUCUGUCCCUCCGUUUGUCUUUUAUCCUCUUUCUCGAAGAAGGAAGUUAAUCUUAGUGAUUUCAGCCCAUGCAUUAAACAGGAAACGAUAAAUGUGUUAGACUUCAUAUUUUUUCUAAAGGGAACUUAAACUGCUGCUACGAGUUGCGUACAAGACUGGUUUAUGCCACAUGAACAGAAAAUCACAAGUUUUGUUUUGGUACUUUGAUUCCUCUUUUUAUUCAGUUGUACAGUACUUCCCAAUUCAGAAUGAAAGUAAAGCUGUUCUGUAUCAAACCAUCUAAGCAAUAAAAUGUUAUUUUUAAAAAUUA
Molecule: messenger RNA, 9220 nt
Organism: Ornithorhynchus anatinus (platypus)
Lineage: Eukaryota; Metazoa; Chordata; Mammalia; Monotremata; Ornithorhynchidae
Gene: RREB1
Product: ras responsive element binding protein 1
Exons: 13
Coding region: 715-5961 (1748 amino acids)
Biological process (GO): regulation of transcription by RNA polymerase II
Cellular component (GO): nucleus
Molecular function (GO): DNA-binding transcription activator activity, RNA polymerase II-specific; RNA polymerase II cis-regulatory region sequence-specific DNA binding
Source: RefSeq, a predicted model, not a curated record